This is a messenger RNA of Synchytrium microbalum, 717 nucleotides long. RefSeq lists its product as uncharacterized. The record is from RefSeq and is a predicted model, not a curated record. The transcript is spliced from 5 exons. Gene Ontology annotation, molecular function: tubulin binding. Gene Ontology annotation, biological process: intraciliary transport; cilium assembly. NCBI's taxonomy places the organism in Eukaryota, Fungi, Chytridiomycota, Chytridiomycetes, Synchytriales, Synchytriaceae. Gene Ontology annotation, cellular component: centrosome; intraciliary transport particle B; cilium. Bases 1 to 717 code for a protein of 238 amino acids.
AUGGCAGCAGCGGCAGCACUAGAUUAUCGACAAUUGGCAGAACGACUAAGACACUCUCCCUUCAACAAACACAACAUAACUGCCGUCCACCUCGCUGAUGAAUUGCCUCCACUGGCCCUCCUUCAGCUGCUCUCCGACACCUGUGCAUACAUUGACAAUGCCACAUCAUCAACAUCUACGGCAUCCUCCAAAUGGGAUGCUGUCGAUCAUCAAGACAUCAAUGAUGUCGCUUGGAAACUCACCGACUACUUGACUCUACUCAAAUAUCAACCUGCCAUCGACGAUCCCGAGACGAUACAUCAUUACAUAUCCCAAGGUCAUCCUCCAACAAUAUUGGCUGCAAUGUGGUAUCUACUCAAGAACGAAGAAGCUCACAAAAAGCGAGCAUACCUAUCCACUUUCUUGAUGCCUGUCGACAUUGCACAGGAAUAUCUCCAAGAUGAAACUGUCGCGGAAUUGUCGGAUGAGCUGGCAGCACUACAAGACGAAUUCAAGAAUGUUCAUAAACAAGUCGAAACUCUUCGAUUGAAUGGCAACACUGCUUCCACUCUGAAACGCGAAAUCCAACAAAUGGAAGAAGAAAAACAACAAGUCUCGGUCAAGAUUUCUCGAUUGAAGCAAAAGACCGAGCAAGUGCCCAAACACGAUCUCUGGUUACAAGCUGCAAAGUCAUUACGUGUUGAGCAAGCUAGAGAAUUGGACGUCUCAGAGAGGUGA